Molecule: messenger RNA, 1400 nt
Organism: Tarenaya hassleriana
Lineage: Eukaryota; Viridiplantae; Streptophyta; Magnoliopsida; Brassicales; Cleomaceae
Product: transcription initiation factor TFIID subunit 8
Exons: 1
Coding region: 224-1261 (345 amino acids)
Cellular component (GO): transcription factor TFIID complex
Molecular function (GO): protein heterodimerization activity
Source: RefSeq, a predicted model, not a curated record
GUCGUUAUAGAGGGCCUUCAGGUCUCGUUCUCUCCCUCCAAAGAUCCCUCUCUCUCUCAUCUUGAAUUCUCGCGCUCUUUCGCUAGGGUUUUUUUCCCUCUUGCCGGGGGAUAAUUUCACCGCCUGGGAUUUCUUCUCCGCCCAGAUUUAGCGGCGGCGAAUGCCGUUUGAGCGAUGGCGAAAACCCUAGCUUCGCGUCUGUGAGGUGUUGAAUCUCCGAGCCAUGGGAAUCGACGGAGAGCGGGAAGAUGACCGGAGAGACGUCAUUUCCGUCGAGUUCAGCCGCUCGGCGGCGAAGCUCGCGGUGGGUCAGGUCUGCGAGAGUAUCGGGUACGAUCAAUUUCGGGAUCCUGCUCUUGAAUCUCUCACGGACCUCGCGGUCCAGUAUGUUCUUCUGCUAGGUAAAGCUGCUACUUCCUUCGCUAACCUGACGGGUAGGAAUCAGUGUAACGUGUUCGAUAUCGUUCUCGCUUUGGAAGAUUUGAGUGGCGGUUCUGAUGGGGAGAGAUUCUCGUCGGGGGGUAAUUGCGUUGCACAUUCGGUGAAAUUGAGGGAAAUCGUCGAUUACGUGAAUUCGAGCGAAGAAGUCCCUUUCGUGCAGCCUUUGCCACGUUUUCCAGUAAUUGUUAGUGAUAGCAGUAAGAUGAUUCCCAGUUUUGUGCAAAUGGGUGAAGACCCUCCGGGGAAGCAUAUACCUCUCUGGUUACCGGCUUUUCCUGAUCCUCACACUUACAAGGAAACCCCGAUGUGGGUUGAAAGGGCCUCAGAUCCUCGUGGCGACAAAAUUAAGCAAUCCAAGCAAAGGAGGAAGGCCGAGAGUGCUUUGUUGAGUCUGCAGCAGAAGCUGGUUUCUAAAAUGUCCUCAGCAAGUCCAAUGUGGGGCGAUAUGGAUGGUGUGAAAGAGGAUUUCAGAAAAGACGAGAGUAAAUUGCAGACUGCUUCGGUGUCGGAAGCAGGGGAGAGAGACGAUAUAAACGGCUUAUCAGUGGUAGAGGCAUUUGCUCCUGCCAUCAAAGCUGCAAAAGAUGAGCAUUGUGGUGAAGUUGAUGCUGAAAGGAAGAAGAAAAAGCCUCCUGUUCUCUUUAAGAUUGGAACAGGUAAGAAACUUCUCGGGCAACCCUUGGAUCUCAGUCUGCAGAAGAAGGGUGAAGAGAGACCCAUGUCCUUUGUGCGUGAUGAGGAUAGAGACGACAAAAGGAGGAGGGCUGAGUUCAUUAUCAGACAGUGCAUGGAGAACCCAGUGGACCUCAAUCAGUUGUAAACUAGUAAUUCGUUCAGAGUGUGUAGCGUAGUUUUAAAUUUGUUUCAGAAAUUGAGAUCUGUAGCCUUUGCUAUACGUGACGAUGUUACAGCCAUUGAUGUUGCAAUGAAAAGAGUGAAGAGUCUUUUCGAUCAUCUUC